Candida tropicalis MYA-3404 is the source of this 1689-nucleotide messenger RNA. RefSeq lists its product as uncharacterized. The transcript has a single exon. NCBI's taxonomy places the organism in Eukaryota, Fungi, Ascomycota, Pichiomycetes, Serinales, Debaryomycetaceae. The record is from RefSeq and is a predicted model, not a curated record. The coding region runs from base 1 to 1689 and encodes 562 amino acids.
AUGGCAACUUAUGCAAAGAAAAGAAGUAAUUUGUCAAAACGAGCUAGACUAGCUUCUUCAAAACUGAAUACGCCUAGUAUAUUUGAUGAAAUUGAUGAUAAUAAAAGUGAAACACUUCUGGAUAUAUUCCCUGAUAUAGAUGUUCCCAAAGACCCAACUAUUUCCAAGGUAAAGAAACAAACAUUAGAGAAAAAACCAAAAGUAACACUCCCGAAGAAUAAAAACACAUAUGUUUCAAAGAAACAGGACUCUAAAUCGAAAAAACCAAAAUCCAAACAACCACCAAGUAAAAAGAAAGUGGAUCUAUGGGGAGAUUUAUUAAAUAAUAUAGAUGCCAUUCCAAUUGAACUUCCAAAAGUAUCACUAGAUGUUGAUCUGGAGAAUGAUGAAGAUGGUGAUGGUUCAACUGAACCGUCUUCUGAGUUACCAUUGAAUAUCGAUUUAAAUUUUGAUUAUCUUCCAGAUGAAUCUGUCUCCACUCAGCAGGAGCAACAACAACAACCAAUAACUAUUCUACAGAAACUUACAACUUCACAAACAAAAACAUAUUCACAAGAUCGUAGUUAUUUAAUUGAAGAUCAAAUAAUCGACGUCAAACAAGAAUUAGGAGAAAGGAUUAGUCAUACACAUGAUUUUAGAAAUGACGAUCAUAAUGAUAAUGAUGAUGUUAUAAAUGUUAAUGAUUUAAGAAAAGCUGGGAAAUUGAAUCAGUUUCAAGAUAUUAUUGAUGGAUUAGCCUCUAGUUUGACUAAUUUGCAACUUUCUUCAUUAUUAGAAUUGCUUGAUAAUGAACAUGCACGAGAUUUGUUAAGCUAUGUGAUUAAACUUAUUAAUUGUGAAAAGGAAAUCAUACGAUAUGUGUCAUCUAUAGUUGUGUUUCAGACUUUUGGAAGAGAUCCUAGUUUAAUGAGUAAAUACAUGAAUAAGCUACAUGUUGUUUGGUUGGGUUUGAAGUUGACGAUUCUGAGUGGUCAAGUUGCAAAAAUCUAUCGAGACAUUAUUCAAAGGCUAAUCCAUGAUAAACAUGAUGUUGAGUUUUUGCAAUUACUUAUUGAUCAACAAACUAUUAGUAAGAGGAUAUGCUUAUUACAAUUAGAUGAUGCGACAUCGGAAUUGGGAUUAGAAUUGAUUUUAAAGUUUCUAGACACUGCAGAAGAAGAGUUCAAUGAAAAUGAUCUUAUCAAAUUCAAACCAAAGUUGAAUUCCUGUUUUAACAAUAUUAAAUCCAGAAAAUAUGCACAGACUGACCUUAAAUUAAUGAAGAUAUUAGCAAUUUUAACUACUACAUCGUCCCAGAAUUUGGUUUCCUCGAUAUUAGAUGACGACUGGAUACCAAUAUUAAUAUCCCACAUGACACCACCAACAACAAACACUGAAUCGUUAGAGAUAACACUUUGCGUAUUGGCAGUUUUAUUAAAUUUUGUUGAUUGGGGAUUGUUGUCUCGUCAUAUUGAUCUAAUCAACCAACAAAUUCCAAAACUUGAAGAGAUUGAAAGAGAUGACGAAUCUAGGCAAUACAUCAUAGGUUAUAAUUCAAUCAUAUUAUCACAUUUGAAACUUAAUCACAAAUCAAAUUUGUCCAUUUCAAAUGAUGAUCUCAUUUCAAACUUGAUUGAAUUCAAAGCCCGACUAGAAUCUUCAAAUAAAGGAUUAUACUCAAUGGUAUGUAAUUUGAUCAAUAAAUUAUAA